Molecule: messenger RNA, 3600 nt
Organism: Drosophila rhopaloa
Lineage: Eukaryota; Metazoa; Arthropoda; Insecta; Diptera; Drosophilidae
Gene: Rel
Product: nuclear factor NF-kappa-B p110 subunit
Exons: 2
Coding region: 586-3477 (963 amino acids)
Biological process (GO): cellular response to stress; response to cytokine; inflammatory response
Cellular component (GO): cytoplasm
Molecular function (GO): protein binding; DNA-binding transcription factor activity; DNA binding
Source: RefSeq, a predicted model, not a curated record
CGGUGUGUUGAAUUAAGGUAUUCAAAUUAAUUAAGUGAAAAGUACUUGACGUGAAAAGCUGUCCCGAAAGCUCGGCGCGGACAGCUUAAACCUGUUAUCAGCUAGUGAGCGUUUUGCUCGCGAGCGUUACUACUUGAUUUUGUCCAGUGCUACGCUCAUUCUCGUUCCAGCAGUGGCCCACCAAAGUUCCCGAUCCGCUGCGCCGCGAUUCCACACAUUUACAUAUAUGUAUCUGUAUCAGUUGCCAGAAUAACUAUCUGUGUGUGCGAAUAUAGAGUGUGAUUUCGCUGUGUAAACAACACCCGCGAAUCGAGAAUAAGGCGUCUAUAUAGUAUAGCAGGCAAAAAAAUCACACGGAUUGGCGCGUCUGAAAAACCCGUGAGUCAUCGCGACGUGGCCGCAGCAGAUAAUUUCCCGUCCGCCGAGACAUCGGGGAAGUACCCAAUACGAAUAGCCAGCGAAUGGCGAUCGGCGCAGCUCAUUUCGAUCAUUAGUGUUUCGCUCGGCGAAGUCAGCGGUUCAGUUUUAAAUUGUUACGACGCAAUAAAUAGGAAAUAUUGGAUAGACACGAGCAAUAACACAAACAUGAAUCAGUACUACGACCUGGACAAGGGCAAAAAUGUGCUCUUCAUGAACGAUGCAUCCAGCACGAGUGGCUACAGCAGCGGCAACUCCCCCACCUCGACCACCCAGUCCUUGUCGCCCGCCCACUCGCCCGAAACGAUGGCCCUCCAAACGGAUUUCGCCAAUCUCAACUUGCCAACCGGCAACUCACCACAGCCCCUGCCGCUGCAGAACUCACCAUACCAGCAUCAGCUGUUGAACAACGGCGGUCUCGGCCAAUUGGAUGCCAGUAAUUUGAUAAAUUCCGCUGCCGUUGCGAACGCCACGAGUUUCGGCAACAUGUACAUGGAUCAUCAGUACUACGUGAGCGCGCCAGCUGCAGUUCCUCCUGGCCAGCACUUUGGAUACCACCAAAACAGCCCGGCAGCUGGCGGCGAUAACAAACACGUGCCGCAGCUGAGGAUUGUGGAGCAGCCGGUGGAGAAGUUCCGGUUUCGGUACAAGAGCGAGAUGCACGGCACACAUGGAUCCCUGAAUGGGGCCAACUCGAAGAGGACGCCCAAAACCUUCCCGGAGGUCACCCUGUACAACUACGACGGACCCGCCGUCAUCCGCUGCAGUUUGUUCCAAACCAAUCUGGACAGCCCCCAUUCCCAUCAGCUGGUGGUGCGCAAGGACGAGCGGGACGUGUGCGACCCGCACGAUCUGCACGUGUCCAAGGAUCGCGGCUAUGUGGCCCAGUUCAUCAACAUGGGUAUCAUACACACCGCCAAGAAGUACAUCUUCGAGGAGCUCUUCAAGAAGAAGCAAGAUCGCCUGGUCUUCCAGAUGAACCGUCGCGAGUUGUCCACCAAACAGGUGCAAGAACUGCACCAGGAGACGGAGCGGGAGGCCAAGGACAUGAAUCUUAACCAGGUGCGUCUCUGCUUUGAGGCAUUCAAGAUCGAGGACAACGGCACAUGGGUUCAACUUGCUCCGCCUGUGUACAGUAAUGCGAUUAACAACCGGAAGUCCGCCCAAACCGGAGACCUACGCAUCGUCCGGCUGAGCAAGCCCACAGGCGGAGUCAUGGGCAACGACGAGCUUAUACUGCUGGUGGAGAAGGUCAGCAAGAAGAACAUCAAAGUGCGCUUCUUUGAGGAGGACGAGGAUGGCGAAAUCGUUUGGGAGUCAUAUGCCAAGUUCCGGGAAUCGGAUGUCCACCACCAGUAUGCCAUAGUGUGCCAGACGCCCGCGUAUAAAGAUAAGGACGUGGACCGCGAGGUGGUUGUUUCCAUUGAGCUGUUACGGCCGUCCGACGACGAGCGGUCCUUCCCACCGCUGCCCUUCCGCUACAAGCCGCGGGAUGCAAUCGUGUCCAGGAAACGCCGUCGCACCUGCUCCUCGGCCAACAGCAGCAGUUCCGGCAAUGUCAGUUCCAAUAAUUCGCUGGAUCUGCCCAAAACUCUGGUCUUGGCGCAGCCACCGAACGGGGCAACCUCGCAUCACGAUCAGACAAUCAGUCAGGAGUUUGGACGCUAUCACCUUGAUGAUUUGUUGAAUUCCGAUCAUUUCCGUAAAAUUAUAGAACACAACUCUGCCGAGCUGGAGAAGAUCUGCGAUCUGGACAUGGGCGAGCUGCAGGCGGAUGGUCAUGGGCGAUCGGAGGGGCCAUCAAGCCGAAACCUCACCAUUAAGUACUUGAGUGCUAUAUUCAAGAUCUUCGAUCAGGAUCGCCGAACAAGGUGUGAGACCUCGCGCCGCCAAGUGGAGGAAUUGUUUACAAACCACGCUCUGCAAAAUGACAAUAAUGAUACGCUACUGCACGAGGUGAUUAGCUACAAAAAGGACAACCUGAAGUUGGCCUUUAAGACGAUACAGGUGAUGAACUACUUCAAGCUGAGUGAGCUGGCCAACAGUGCAUUGAAUGCGGACGGAGACAGUGCACUUCAUGUGGCUUGCCAGCAGGAUCGGCCGCACUACAUACGUCCUUUGAUGGGCCUAGAGUGCAGCCCCAAUCAGCAGAAUCACGCGGGCAAUACCCCAUUGCAUUUGGCCGUCAAGGAGGAGCGCAUGAACUGCGUGGAGAGCUUUCUGAACGGAAUGCCCACUCUGCGAUUGGAUCUCUCGCUGAAGAACGACGAUGGGCUGACCCCUUUGCACAUGGCCAUCCGGCAGAACAGAUACGAUGUGGCCAAGAAACUGAUUAGCCAUGACAGGAGUUCGAUCAGCGUAGCCAACACAAUGGAUGGUAAUAAUGCUCUACACAUGGCCGUUCUCGAGCAAAGUGUGGAGCUGCUGGUGCUCAUCCUGGAUGCGCAGAAUCAAAACCUCACCGACAUCCUGCACGCACGAAAUGCAGCCGGCUACACCCCGCUCGAAUUGGCCAGGCACAAGGCCAACGAGCGGGUGGUGCAGCUGCUGGAGAAGGUGUAUCCGGAGAAGGGUGAACUGGCCAUGACCUGGAUUCCGCGCAAGGUCAAGGAGGAGAUAGACUCGUCCUCGGACGAGAGCAGCGAUGCUGGGCAGCUGGAGAUCAAGUCCGAGGAGAUGGAUAUCAAAAUGGAGGACGAGGACUCCGUAGAGCUGGAUUUAAGCAGCGGUCGACGAGGACGCGACUCUGACGGCACCCAAAUGAACCCUGAACCGAGGCACAAACUGCAGCUGCUGCUCAAGAACAAAUCCCUGUAUGACCAGCUCAGUUCUCUGCUGAACGAACCCGUGGGACAUGGGCCAGAUCCCAAACUGGCAAAGUGGAAGCGGGUGGCCCGCCAAUCCAAUCUGGAGCAGUUCAUCUGCCUGUGGCUGACUGCGGAUGGCCUAUUGGAUCACAUUAUGGAAGACGGCGCCAGCGUGGAUAUUGGCGCAUUCAUCCGCGCCCUCCAGACAAUCGAGCCUCAGGCGUACGCCCUACUGGAUCGAGAUUUACAUUAGCCCUUAGGGUAAUCCCCCCAUGUACACCCCAUCCCCUCUCAAAAAAGGAUAAGCUUAAUUUUGUAUUGAACCUGUUGAUCAAUAAAGUACCUUAGUUUUAUAUCUACUAAUCUCUAAAUGAAA